GGAUCCAUGUUGUACCUGACUCAGUAAACAGGGAAAAUCACAGAGCUGCUCUCUGAGCGUCACGCGGGACAUCUGCUGUUUGCACGGAGCAGCACACAGAGCAGCACGAGACGACCGCCUUCAGACGCCACAAAUGACUGAAAACACGUUUAUUUUUACCACGAGAGGAAAACUGGAGGACGAGGAGAAGAAACAAGAGUCAUUUAUUUUACUGGAAUAAUUAUUUUUGUUUUCAGAUGUCUGCAGAGGAAACACUGAGGAGCUUUGACUAGAGUGAGUAAGAGCUGCUUUUACAGACAGAUUUAGUAAAUUUCAGCUCUCUGUUUUUGUGUUUUUCUCUAAAAUAUUUAACCCUCCUGAGGGAAACAGUCAUUUAAAAUAAGUAUAGGAUCAUUUUACAGGUGAGCAUGUUCAUCAGGGUCUUUCAAUCUGCGACUGAAAUGUCAUUUCUCCAUGGUUUAACUCCAAAUAGUAAAGCAAAAAUGUCUUAGGAUUAGAUUGUUUGGAGGUAUUUUUAUUUAAAUAUGUAUUUGCAUCAAAAUUAAGGAUAAAUUACACUGUACUUUUAUUUAUUUAUUUAUUUCUGCUGCCUGUCCUUCUGUCAGCAGACCUAUAAGGAGCGAUCUUGGCUCCUGCAGCCGUUUCCCCCUGCAGGGCUGAGCUCUUUGGCGAGCUCGCCACUUCCUUAGCAGAGGGGCUGCUGGCAGGGGCAACAUCUGAGCAGGUACCUCAAACAAACAGAGGAGUGAUUUAACCAGGUUCAGACAUGUUAUUCCAGCUCCUUUUAUAGAUUUACAUGUUUGAGAAAUAUAAGAAAUGUGAUUAAAACCAAAAUAAGUUGAACUCUUCGCAAAUAUUCAGUUACUCGGGAGGACUAAGAAGAGGUUAAAGUUUCACUUUGUGGGAAGAGAAGAGGCUGACGUCCCUUUUUUGUCUCUUUUGUGUGAAUGCAACUCUAUCUCAUGUUGUAAAGGGCAGAGUGAAUCCCACACAAAAGAAAGCUCGCUCUGUUCUCAGUGGACGCUCUUUUCUGUCUCUCCUUCAGGUCAUGCAGGCUGCAGAAAUUCGUGCACAUUACCAUCAGAGUGUUUGCAAACUGCUUUGUUUGUGUCUGUUCCUGCAGGUCAUGAAGCCUCAAGAGGCCGAGCUCGUCACUGAGAUCUCAAAGGUAUUCCUCAUCACCGUACCUGUUCUGUUAAAGAGACAGUACACCUCAGGUUCAGAUCCUGCAGCUCAUGGUAGAUAAAUAAAGUUUCAGUCCCUCAGUAUCGGCGAGGAUUUCUGACCUCUAUUUGUCCUUGUGUUUUCAGCUACAAUGCAUGGUGUCGGAGCUGAAGACGGGCUUCACCAGCGCUCUCCUGGAGCUCAGUCAGAUCCAACAUGGAGACACGUACCUGAGGGAGGAGCUGGAGGAGAACAGGAGGAGCUGCCAGAAGAAAGCUCAUCGUCUGGAGACUCUGGUGGAGUCCCUGAGGGUGAGAGGAACCAAGUGUUCAGAGACAAGAUCUUCUUAAAUCAACAGAACAGUUUUUAUGUUUAUGCACUUUUUCUGAAACACUUAAACUGAGAGGAACUUCCUUUUGCAUGAAAAAACGAUGAAUCUCUCUGAGUUUAAGUGACGUUAAAGUCCGGUUUUCCUGCAGGAGGAGCUCGGAGUGAUGCAGUGUCAGAUCUUACAGCUGUACAGCAACAAACAGAGACCUCUGCAGGACGGAAAGAGCUCCACGUGCAAACAGAGAGACAGGUAAAGGUGGAAAAAGUCACCUGUGAUCUGGAUAUUCUUUGUGUUUGAACAAAUCAGCAUCUUUCUACUCAUGUCUGACCUCAGGCUGGAAAUGAAGACUGAACAUGUCUGUAUGAGUGCUAAGAGAAGUCAUCAGGUUGUAAACAUGCAAAAGAACUUUUAACCGUCUGUUUACAGCGGCGAUCCCGCAGAGCCGCCGUGUGAGCAGAAUCCGAGCGGGUGUGCGUCCGCUUCGACCGCCUGUCUGUCCAGAGGAAAACUGCUGCUGCACUGUUUCCUGCAGGGACUGAAAGCAGGACUGAGUGAGGGCACAGGUGAGGAGGGGGUUACCUGUCUGUUUACAGCUGAUUAACUUAAAUACAAACAUCAUAGUUUGUUUGUUUUUGUUUUUGUGAAUAGACGCACGACAUCAGGUGGCGAUGCAGCUCCUUCACUCUGAGUGGGAGUACGUGUCGACUCUGAACCAGCUCUACGAUCGGUACAAGAAUCUGCCGCCUCACCAGAUGAGCGUGGAGCCGCAGUAAGUCUCAGAGUCACUGACAUGAAUGGAUCUGGAUGUUUUUGUUGACUUUUUGUUGACUUUGUUUGUGUCGAUGUGCAGUCAGACCUACCUGAAGUUCGUGGAGCAGCUGCUACAGCGACAUCUGCUCUUCAGAAACACGCUGCAGGAGCGACUCUCCGCUGAACACUGGAAAUCUCUGGUCGGAGACAUCCUGGUGCAGCUGAUCGGGCAGAACGAUGUGAGUGGACGCUCUAAAAAACACAAACACAGGAGAGAGAGGAGACUGAUCGUGAAGGAGAUGAAAACGUGUUUUUGAUGUUUCCAGACGGCGUUUUCAGACAUGUAUGUUGGAUACACGACGACCUUGGCUUCUUUCCUCUCGCUGGAGUUUAACCGACUGAAUCAUUCAGAGAAAAGCAGCAAAACGCAGGUAUGAGAGAGUGAAGGAACAGCUGUUUUUUAAAGGGUUAAUACAGAUAAAGUCUGAAGUUUAAAAAUGUCCUUGAGUCUGUGAAUCAUGAUGAAGAGUGUUUUCUGUUUUCUGUGUUUAGAGCGGACAGAUGGAGAGAGAGGAAAUGAAGCUGCUCUCUCUGCUGUUGGCUCCUGUCUCUCGGGUUCACAGCUACCUGAGUCACAUCCAGGUGAGUCAGCAGCCUGAUGUCCAACUCUGAGGAAACACCAUCAGGGUGGAUUUAGAGAGGAUUUUAGAGAGGACUAAACUCUGUCCAGUAAAACUGAUCAGAGUUCAGUCCGGUCCAGCUGCUUUAAAAUGAAGAUUUGCUGCUUUUCUUCUUCGUUCAUGAGAGCAGAUGUCAGGAUUAUAAGAUAUUUAAAGAUCUGAUCUGGAUCUCUCUGAACUUCUGAGGAGCUCAGACUGAAUCUCCGUCUUCUCCUUCUCCAGAACUUGUUGCAGUGGACGAGUAAAGAGCAUCCGGACUGCAGCCUCCUGCUGGGGACCGAGCGAGCGCUGAGGAGCAUUUUAUCUCGCUGUCACGUCAUCCUGGAGGAGGGCGUCCGAUGGGGGGGGGAGGAGGGGGGCGCAGGUCAAAGGUCAGGAAACACAGACGAUCUUAAACGUCUCUAACACCAGAUCAGAUAUUUGUCAUCAUAAGCGAACGAAGAUGAAACUCUAUUUCUGUUCUCAGCAGCUGCUCGGAUGCAGCAGCUGCUGGACCGUCUGCUCACUGUUGUAGGAGGAACCAGCAGCCCAGAGAGGGUCAGCAGGAGUCCAGCUCUGCAGCUCACAGGUGAGGGUCGCCCUCUGCUGGCUGCAGACAGAACAGCAAGAAAGAAAUCAGCAGAUGGACAGAUUUCUACUGCGAGUUCAUGAGUGAUUUAGAACCAUUAAAUUCAGUUUUUGUGAAUAUUUAACCAUCUUAACUGUCAGAAGGUUGGUGCUGUCUAGUCCAUGUCAAAGUAAAGCUCCUCCCCCGUCUCUUACCCAUAACCACUCUCCUCCUUCUCCUCCUCCUCCUCCUUCUCCUUUUCCUCUCACAGAGACCACCAGCAGCCCGCCGGCCUCACUAACGGAGUCGACGGCUGUCACUCGAUGCGUCUCGAGUGCUGGUCCUGUAGUCCAGUGAGGAGGAAGACCUGCGGGAGAGACCAGACGAUCCAGAACCAGCCGGCCCGGGACUGUGGACACGCCUACUGCUCCCUCCUCACCCCUGACGCCACCGGCUGGGGGGAGAACAGCGACUCAGGUCAGGGCACCUUCAGCCAUCCCACUGGGAAGGGAACCAGUGAGCUGGGGGCGUCUCACACCAACCACAGCCUGGAGGACUGCGAGACUGACCCGGACGACACCUCGGCCUUCGACUACUCCUCAGUGACCUCCUGCAGCCCUGACGGCACGCUGCGAAGAGAGACCAUGUGCAGUAACAGCGGGGAGGACGAGGAGGAGGAGGAGGAGGACAGCCAGGUGCCGGUGCUGCUGAAACCCUCGUACAGCCAACAGCAGCAGAGGGAGGCGCCCAGAGAGAGGACUGUGUGUUUGAGGUGGCAGAUCCCCAGACUGACCCCACACCCUCCUCUGAGGAACACCGCGGGGCCGUGUGCGGACGGGCCCACGCCGUGCCUUGUCAGCUCCUACGGGAAGAGGCUGGUCAGCGUGAGGAAGGGGUCUCCUCCUCUUCAUCCAAAAAGUGCCUUCAGGCCCAUCUGGGACGACCCGUCCAAACAGUUGGUGAGUUUUCUUCUAACGUAUCACCAACUUCAGAUGUUAACAUCAUCUUCAGCACAUCAUCUGAUCAACACUUCUUCAUUUUCCUGACAGCUCUGACUGCGUCUCUUUGUUUUCCUCUCUGUGUCCACAUCACUUCAUGUCCUCCAGGCUGAUUCGGCUCCAGAAAGAGACAACAGACAAGGUUUCAUCCCGAUUCAAGGAGCAGCGAGGCAGAGCUUUCAGAACUUCAACCCCAGCAGAGAAAACCUGAGGUAGGAGCUUGAAACACAAAUAAAUACAGACAUUAAUAAUCAUGGAUGAAUCUUGUUUUACCUGUUUCGUCUCUGCAGACCGGGCCUGUCUCAGCAGCGAGGUGCUAACCAUGCAGCAGCCAUAAACAGUGGAGGAUUAUGGGACGACAGCGAGGACAGCGAGGGACCCUGCAGCACAGUUUAAAGUUACCCCUGACAUCUGGACACCAGGAGGAAUGUGAAAAAAAACUGUUACACACAAAAACUUUAAAGUUACAAGAAAAUUUGAGGCCAUGUUGUGAUGCUGAGACUGAGAUGAUGAGGCUCUUACAGGAAAAAACACUGAAACAACAAAAUAUUUUCACUACUUUCAGUUAAAUCUGAACCUUUAACAUUUAACAUCUUCUGAUGGUGCGGUACAAACUCUCAGGUGUGUCAGAACUUAUGAAUAAAUAUGAGGUAGUUGCAUUUUUGUCAAGCAACUAAAGGAUAAACUGUAUUUUCUCUGUCUUUACAUUUACUUGGAAAUAAGAUUUCUGCAUUAAAACCACAUGAAGAGUCUGUGAAAUAUGUGUUUUUU
Molecule: messenger RNA, 5241 nt
Organism: Xyrichtys novacula (pearly razorfish)
Lineage: Eukaryota; Metazoa; Chordata; Actinopteri; Labriformes; Labridae
Source: the annotation of a GenBank genome assembly